AGCCUCAAAAUACUUUUUUCCUUAGCUGUUUUUAUCGAGUGGCCAGGUGCCUAUGGGGGUGUUCUAAGAAGACGUUAGUCGGGACCCAGAACGUGGGAAGUAUUGGUUUCCGUAUCGAUUUGGUGAUCGUAAACUGAUUCGAAUCUCUGAAUCCCAAGUGCACGCCGAAUUUACGGAACCAAAAACGCUCUGACGCCCGCAUUUAUGGGCGGACGCACAAGUAUGUUACGAUGGCUCGAUUGCUUUUGCCUAGCGGAAAUCAUUCAGUAAGGACCAAGUACUAAAUAACCAAGGAAAAGGAAGUGAGUCAAGGACGUACUCCUCUUGGUGACAGCGUGGGCCGCUGAGAUUUGGGAGUCUGCGCUGGGUCCGCUUGGAGUUCUGAGCGGAUGGAAGAUUUCAGUCAUGUUUGCACCCGCGGUGAUGCGUGCUUUUCGCAAGAACAAGACUCUCCGCUACGGAGUCCCCAUGUUGUUGCUGAUUGUUGGAGGUUCUUUUGGUCUUCGUGAAUUUUCUCAAAUCCGAUAUGAUGCUGUGAAGAUUAAAAUGGAUCCUGAGCUUGAAAAAAAACUGAAAGAGAAUAAAAUAUCUUUAGAGUCGGAAUAUGAGAAAAUAAAAGACUCCAAGUUUGAUGACUGGAAGAAUAUUCGAGGACCCAGGCCUUGGGAAGAUCCUGACGUCCUCCAAGGAAGAAAUCCAGAAAGCCUUAAGACUAAGACAACUUGACUCUGCUGAUUCUUUUUUCCUUUUUUUUAAAAAAAAAAAAAUGUUAUCAACUGGACUUCCUAAUAUAUACCCCUAUCAAGUGGAAAGGAAAUUCCAGGCCCAUGGAAACUUGGAUAUGGGUAAUGUGAUGACAAAUAAUCUUGAUAAAAGGUCAUGUACAGGUUUUUAUACUUCCCAGCUAUUCCAUCUGCGGAUGAAAGUAACAGUGUUGGCCACGUAUAUUUUACAACUUGAAAUAAAAAAUGUAAAUACUGCUCCAAAA
Messenger RNA from Rhinopithecus roxellana (golden snub-nosed monkey), 988 nucleotides. Its product is annotated as cytochrome c oxidase assembly protein COX16 homolog, mitochondrial. The record is from RefSeq and is a predicted model, not a curated record. Gene Ontology annotation, biological process: mitochondrial respiratory chain complex IV assembly. Gene Ontology annotation, cellular component: mitochondrial inner membrane. The coding region runs from base 406 to 726 and encodes 106 amino acids. The transcript is spliced from 4 exons. Lineage: Eukaryota; Metazoa; Chordata; Mammalia; Primates; Cercopithecidae.